AUGGGGUUGCUGACGGGGGAUACACUAGCAACCCUGGCCGUGGCCGUGGCCAUCUUCCUGUUCCUGGUGGACCUGAUGCACAGGCGCCAACGCUGGGCUGCACACUACCCGCCAGGCCCCAUGUCAGUGCCGGUGCUGGGCAACCUGCUGCAUGUGGACUUUCAGAAUUUACCAUACUGCAUCAACCAGCUGCAUCGUCGCUUCGGGGACGUGUUCAGCCUGCAGCUAGGCUGGACGACGGUGGUCGUGCUCAAUGGGCUGGCCGCCGUGCGUGAGGCGCUGAUGACCCGCGGCGAGGACACUGCCGACCGCCUGCCUUUGCCCCUCUUUGAUCACGUGGGCUUCGGGCCGCGCUCCCAAGGGGUGAUCUUCGCCCGCUACGGCCACGCAUGGCGCGAGCAGCGGCGCUUUGCAGUGUCCACCCUGCGCUACUUCGGCCUGGGCAAGAAGUCGCUGGAGCAGUGGGUGACCGAGGAAGCCUCCUGCCUCUGUGCUGCCUUCGCCGAUUACGCGGGCCGCCCCUUUAGCCCGAACGCACUCCUGGACAGAGCUGUGAGCAACGUGAUCGCCUCCCUCACCUUCGGGCGCCGCUUUGACUACGACGACCCGCUCAUGCUCAGGAUGUUGGACCUAGUUGAGGCCCAAAUGGAGGAGGAAAGCAGCUUUGGGGCCACGAUACUGAAUGCUUUCCCAGUGCUCCUGCGCAUCCCAGGGCUGGCUAGCAAGUUCAUAUGUGCAAAAAGGAAAUUUCAGGCUCAACUGGAUGAGCUGGUGACUGAGCAUAGGAUGACCCGGGACCCAGACCAGCCACCCCGAGACCUGACUGAUGCCUUCCUGGCCGAGAUGGAGAAAGCCAAGGGAAACCCCGAGAGCAGCUUCAAUGCUGAGAACCUGCUCCUGGUGUUGUCUGAUCUAUUCUCUGCUGGGAUGGUGACCACCUCGGUCACGCUGGCCUGGGCCCUCUCUCUCAUGAUCCUGCACCCGGAUGUGCAGCGCCGUGUCCAACAGGAGAUCGACGAAGUGAUAGGGCAGGCGCGGCCACCAGAGAUGGCUGACCAGGCCCGCAUGCCCUUCACCACCGCCGUGGUUCACGAGGUGCAGCGCUUUGGUGACAUCGUCCCCUUAGGUGUCCCCCACAUGACCACCCACGACAUUGAAGUGCAGGGUUUCCGCAUCCCCAAGGGAACAGCGUUCUUAACCAACCUGUCAUCGGUGCUGAAGGAUGAGGCCGUCUGGGAGAAGCCCUUCCGCUUCUACCCCAAACACUUCCUGGAUGCCCAGGGCCGCUUCAUGAAGCAAGAGGCCUCCAUACCUUUCUCAGCAGGCCGCCGCGCAUGCCUUGGAGAGCCCCUGGCCCGUAUGGAGCUCUUCCUCUUCUUCACCUGCCUCCUGCAGCGUUUCAGCUUCUCCGUGCCUGCUGGACAGCCUCGGCCCAGCGACCGUGCAGUUUACCAUACUAUGGUGACCCCAUCCCCCUACCAGCUAUCUGCUGUGCCCCGCUAG
This is a messenger RNA of Carlito syrichta (Philippine tarsier), 1503 nucleotides long. It is a transcript of the gene CYP2D70, whose product is annotated as cytochrome P450 2D17-like. Gene Ontology annotation, biological process: xenobiotic metabolic process; arachidonate metabolic process. NCBI's taxonomy places the organism in Eukaryota, Metazoa, Chordata, Mammalia, Primates, Tarsiidae. The transcript is spliced from 9 exons. Gene Ontology annotation, cellular component: intracellular membrane-bounded organelle; cytoplasm. Bases 1 to 1503 code for a protein of 500 amino acids. Gene Ontology annotation, molecular function: oxidoreductase activity, acting on paired donors, with incorporation or reduction of molecular oxygen, reduced flavin or flavoprotein as one donor, and incorporation of one atom of oxygen; heme binding; iron ion binding. The record is from RefSeq and is a predicted model, not a curated record.